CAACAACAACAAAAGCUGUCUGCAACACAUCUCGCCCUGGGGAUACACACAUUCCAUAACGCGAUCUAGCUUCUCGAGAAGGGUCCUCGAGGCACAGAUCGCAUGCGGACUACCACGAUCCGAGGGCGCGUCUUUGACGUCAUCACUAACAAUGACACGCUCUAUCGAUGCGUCGAUGGCGUUGAAUUCGCUAGGAGAGAUUAGAUCUGCCUGAAUCUGCGAUUCUGUUGCCCUGCAUAUCGUCAUUUUCCUGUCUUCGUGUGUUUCUAUCACUUUUCCAUUGAUCAAAAUAUUCAGCAGGCGUAGAGCAACAUGCCUGAAAUGCAUCACUACGCUGCCCACGAUGGCCCAUCUAUCAAAGUCACGGAACGCGAUGAUCGCACGAUGCUCAUGAGCGUGCUGAUGCACCUUGUACGACUCUUUCGCAAGCAACUCAACGCCAGCGAGCCAAAUCAUGAGGACGGAUCGAUUAGACUAAACCCUCCCAAAACACGGCUCAAGCCAUGUAUAGCCUCGCACCGCACUGUAUGCGACAUCCACAUCUAUGACAUCAUACCACCGAAGCAACCGACGAAGACGCCCUCGAAACGCAUCUACUAUAUCGCAGGAGGAAGUUGGCAGUUGGCACCGUCAGGGCAGCAUUGGUGGGUGUGCGCUAAGCUCGCCCAAGUGCUGCCAGACACAAUCAUCUCGAUAAUUUCAGUACCGCUGGCGCCCAACAACACAGCAUCAAGUUCUUUCCCUUGGUGCUUGAGGCUCUACCGCGAGUUGAUGAGAACGGCGGAACAUGCAGGCGAAAGAGUCACCUUCAUGGGAGACUCAUCCGGCGCCAAUAUCGUCCUCUGUCUGGUCAUGGAAGCUUUGCGGCAGGAGGCGGAGAAUCCUGAGAUGGAGCAAACACCUCGACCUAUUUCUCUGAUGGUCAUCAGUCCAUCGACCGAUAUGACGCGCAACAACCCUGACAUCCAAAACUUACGCAAGUUCGAUCCCCUUCUCUCGCCCGAGAUUAUCAAAGCGACGGCGAAAGCAUGGCAUGCCGAUGAUGUGGACCCUACAGACCGCAUUGUGUCCCCUAUCAAUGCCGACUUCUCACUGCUUGCCAAGAGUGGCAUCAGAGUGCACGGCGUCACCGCUGGAUACGAUGUGCUCAGCCCUGACGGCAUCGUUUUCCGUAACAGACUAUCUGAAUACGGCAUUCAGGGAGAAUGGCUACAUUGGGAGAAACAGAUGCAUUGCUUCGUAUUGACUGCGCCAUACCGUUUGAGUGAGGGCAAGCAAGGGCUCGAUUGGGUGUUCGAUGUGAUUAAGAGAGAUGGAAUCUGAAAGACAGAUAUAACUUGAGAUACCCAGCUUCAACGUUGAUAGAGCCGUAAGCGCUAACUUUAAUGCCAUUAUUCUCAC
Molecule: messenger RNA, 1401 nt
Organism: Macroventuria anomochaeta
Lineage: Eukaryota; Fungi; Ascomycota; Dothideomycetes; Pleosporales; Didymellaceae
Product: alpha/beta-hydrolase
Exons: 1
Coding region: 313-1323 (336 amino acids)
Molecular function (GO): hydrolase activity
Source: RefSeq, a predicted model, not a curated record